AUGUAUCUUAUGUACUACUUGAACACCGAGGGCGAGCGUGUCUACACUCUCAAGAAGACCGACCCCACUGGCUUCCCCACAAAGUCUGCUCAUCCCGCUAGAUUCUCUCCUGACGACAAGUUCUCUCGCCAGCGCAUUACUAUCAAGAAGAGAUACAACAUCCUCUUGACCCAGCUUCCUGCUCGUGCCCUUUAA
Molecule: messenger RNA, 195 nt
Organism: Phycomyces blakesleeanus NRRL 1555(-)
Lineage: Eukaryota; Fungi; Mucoromycota; Mucoromycetes; Mucorales; Phycomycetaceae
Exons: 2
Coding region: 1-195 (64 amino acids)
Biological process (GO): snRNA pseudouridine synthesis; ribosome biogenesis; positive regulation of telomerase RNA localization to Cajal body
Cellular component (GO): box H/ACA snoRNP complex; box H/ACA telomerase RNP complex
Molecular function (GO): telomerase RNA binding; box H/ACA snoRNA binding
Source: RefSeq, a predicted model, not a curated record